AUGACGUCUGUAUCAGGAAAAUAAUGGUGUAAUCACUUCACUCACGAUCUUUCUCUCCGUAAUAAUGAUUAUAGUAUUUUCAAAUUAUUUUGUCAAACACUUGGUUGCCGUCAAACACAGUGUUCACUAAAAAAAGUAUUUAUUUCUCAAUUUCAUAAUCAAAUUUAUUGUAAAAGUGCUGAAAGAUGGAGAAUGUGGUGACAGAGAGCGGUAAGUUUGAUAUCAAUGGAUACCCCAUUUGGUACGAACAGUUUGGCACCGGACCCAACAUAUUGCUUAUGAUACCCGGAGCUAUAGGGACGGGUCGUACCGAUUACUACGAGCAAUUGUUGGGCAAAAAUGCCCUGGAUCUAACUCAAUUCACGGCCGUCACAAUAGAGCUGCCCGGUUGGGGCCGAUCCAGACCUCCUAUUAGGAAAAUUAACAAAAAUGCCUAUAAUUUUGACGCCGAUUGUUGUGUUAAACUAAUGGAGGCUUUGGGUCACAAGAAGUUCAUGGCUUUGGGCUGGUCUGAAGGGGCCAGAGUUGGUCUGGUGCUAUCGGCCAAUCACCCUGAUAAUGUUACCGACUUGGUUGUGGCCGGUAUUCCCUGCCUAUACACAGAACAAAGUACUAACAAUAUAUUAAAUACGCGAAACAUUGAGAAUUGGGGCCCAAAUCUGGUGGAGAAUUAUCUGAGAGCUUAUAAGGACGAGAAGGAAGUGCAGGACCUCUGGAGACGACACAUGAUAUUUAUCGCUAACUUUCCCGACUAUUUCCCAAACGGUGUCUGCAAUAAGAAAUACGAGACAAUUAAAUGCAGAAUACUUGUCAUACAUGGAGAUAAGGAUCCUUUGGUUGAAAUGAAACAUCCCUUACAUCUGAUUGAAAGUAUUAAAACGGCUGAACUUAAGAGCGAUGCGAAUGGUUGGCCCGUUUGGUACGAAAAGUUUGGCACCGGUCGUGAUGUGGUACUACUCAUACCCGGAGCGAUGGGCACCGGAAGGAGUGAUUUCAGCCGACAGUUGGAAGGAGAGGACGCUUUCGAUCUGAAACGGUAUACGUUUGUGGCCGUAGAGCUGCCCGGUUGGGGACGAUCCCGACCGCCCGCCCGGCCCUAUGGUCUCGAUGUCUAUCACAACGACGCCGAGUGUUGUUUCAAAGUUAUGGACGACUUAGGCUUCAAGACUUAUUCAGUGAUUGGUUGGUCAGACGGCGCAAAAGUAGCGCUUCUUAUGGCUUAUAUGAAUCCGAAUCGGAUCACGUGUUCGGUGGCCAUUGGUAUCUUCGUGUGGGCGACCAAACAAACGAUCGCACCCAUGAUGUUGACCAGAGACACAAAACGGUGGCCAAAGGAACAGUUUGACACCUACUGCCAGGUUUAUGGCGAUGAAGAGACUCUUCAGCGCCUUUGGGACCAACACAUCAACUUCUGUAGGGCUGCGAUGGAGAACUGCGGCGACGGACAGUAUUUGGUGACACCGGAACAGCUCAGACAGAUCCGAAAUCCAGUACUUCUAGUGCACGGAGAUAUGGACCCGUUGAUUAGUAUAGAGCACCCGAUGUACUGUAAAAACAAUAUACCGGACGCUGUGUUACACCGAUUCCCCGGCGGUUCCCAUAACUGUCAUCAG
This is a messenger RNA of Medioppia subpectinata, 1613 nucleotides long. The record is from the annotation of a GenBank genome assembly. Lineage: Eukaryota; Metazoa; Arthropoda; Arachnida; Sarcoptiformes; Oppiidae.